CUCCAUUCGACCGUGACAGAUUAACAGCACGUCGAUCCUAUUCUGCUUAUUCAGAUAUUCGACAAAUAGAUUUUGAUCACAUUAAUGAAGAACUUGGCCAUAUACAGCAUCUUGCUUCUCUGCGGGAUUGUUCAUGGAAAUGUAUUUACCGAUAUGCUCAGUUAUUUCACAUCAUGGGGUACAACUAGGGCUGGGCGUGUGAGGCGAGACGAUGGACGAAACACAGGGGAAAUUCCGACAGUUCCCGACAUCCUUAUUAUAAGCGAACAGACACAAGAUAAGCUGAAGGUGUAUAGCGCAUCUGUUCCAAAGAUAUCAUACGUCCAACUUGUAGAUGACACGGAGGAACUAAAGAAAUGGGUUGUGAAUUGUGGCAACAAGGUGAGAUUGUUGGCCUCGUUGACGCCACCUGGCGAACUAAAAACGGUCCUAGCUGGACUAGCUAAAAGAUUCAGUUCUUUGGACAACAAACUUAAAGGGAUACGGAAGAGUGUAGCGUCAUUACAAGCCAUACAGGCGCUACUGUUUCAGCUGAGUCAACAGUUAGGACCCAUGCGUGAAACGUUGAAUGCAAUAGCUAAGUCGAAUACGGCUAUAUCAUCGGAACUCCUCCAGGGCGUUGACAUAGUGGAGAACUGUACUGCAGAGUUGUAUUAUUCUCCAAAGCCAGAUCCCGCCGACACAGACUUCUGUCUUGAAUCAGCCAAGAAUUUAUCAGUUGUGCUAUUUGAAUAUCUUAACGUUACAUCGGUCCCCGAUGAACUACAAACACUGAACACACUUUUGGAGAAUAUUGCAAUAAUAAAUGACCAAGUGGUCGAAGCUCUGGAAGUCACACUCGUAAAGGCUAUAAAGAGAUCAAUUAAGCUUAGCAGUCAGAAGAAACUGGGUUCAUUGAGUAAUAAACUUGAGAAAGAUAUACUGAGAUUGCAAAACGAAGCUGUGCUCAUGGGUUUCACACCGUGUACAAUACCAUUACCUGCACCACGGAAUGGAAGUAUCAUCAUGGCGGAAGAUGGCAGCGUUGGGUCGUUCACGGUCUUCGAUUGUAACGAAGGAUUUAGCUUGAAUGGUUCCCAAGUGAGACAGUGUGCAGGAAAUGAAACAUGGACGGGGGAUGAAACGCGAUGCUUCUGGAACCCAGUCGGCAUUGACGAAUGCGAAAGUAACCCAUGUACGAAUAACGGCACAUGUGUGGAUAGACACGAUGCAUUUGAAUGUGUUUGCCUACCUGGGUAUGAAGGUGCUACCUGCAAUAUAGAUACAAACGAGUGCUUGAGUAACCCAUGUCAGAACGGAGCGGAAUGCAUUGACAACAUGAAUUUCUUUACCUGCAACUGUAGCGCUGGAUACCGUGGUAUACUCUGUCAAUUCGAUAUAAACGAAUGUGCUAGCAAUCCGUGCCAAAACAAGGCAGUGUGUGAAGAAGGCAUUGACUUGUAUACGUGUACAUGCGAACCUGGCUACACCGGAGUGAACUGCGAAAUGGAGAUCGAUGAAUGUGUUCCAAAUCCAUGUAUGAACAAUGGAACAUGCACCGAUUUUGUGAAUAGAUUCAAAUGCGACUGCGCUCAGGGCUGGGCUGGGUUAAAUUGUGAGCUAGCUUGGAAUAACACGUGCAAGCCUCUAUUCGCGCCACGCCAUGGGCGGAUAAUCCAAGAUGGCGGUGGGAGGUUAAACUCCGAGUACAUAUUUGAAUGUGACCAAGGGUGGACAAUGAUAGGUUCUCCAGUCAGACGUUGCUCAAUCACAAGCAGGUCGGCUGGAUUUUAUACAGGGAUACAACCGUAUUGCUACAAAUUUCCAGAAGGAUACGGUGUUACGUGUCCUGUCUGGGAUGAUGAGCCAGAAGAAAAAUAUUUAUUUAGGGAUGCUUUAGACUGCAAGUACUUUUACAAAUGCACAUAUGACGGCAGUGCCAUCUUUCGAUUUAACUGCCCAGCUAAUUUACACUGGGAUGAUGAGCUAAAGGUCUGUAAUUGGAAAUGGGCGGCAGAGUGUACCCCGAUUGAAAUAACAUAAUAAACAUAUUCAAUAUGAGUAUUGGGAGACUUAUAUAAUUGACGACGUGAGAUCAUCGUGUUUAGAAAGCCAAUCUCAGAAAUGACAUAAGAAUAAUGUUCAUCAACUGACAAACAAUUUGUAGAAUAAAUACUUGAUAAAGUAUCA
Owenia fusiformis is the source of this 2169-nucleotide messenger RNA. The record is from the annotation of a GenBank genome assembly. NCBI's taxonomy places the organism in Eukaryota, Metazoa, Annelida, Polychaeta, Sabellida, Oweniidae.